Messenger RNA from Anarrhichthys ocellatus (wolf-eel), 3388 nucleotides. It is a transcript of the gene mapkapk2a, whose product is annotated as MAPK activated protein kinase 2a. Bases 580 to 1731 code for a protein of 383 amino acids. The record is from RefSeq and is a predicted model, not a curated record. Gene Ontology annotation, biological process: protein phosphorylation. Gene Ontology annotation, molecular function: protein kinase activity; ATP binding. The transcript has 10 exons. NCBI's taxonomy places the organism in Eukaryota, Metazoa, Chordata, Actinopteri, Perciformes, Anarhichadidae.
AAAAGCCCCGGCCAUGACGUCAGCAGUAAAACCUGCUCCGGCUGUGUGUCUGUCCGUCUGAAAGUGAAGUGUGUUUGGCGUGCUACUGGUGUCGGACUUUUACCCCGCUGUUGUCUUGUCUUCCGUUGAGUGUUAUUGUUGGCUUUUUUUUUACAACUUCACUCGCGAGCUUUUUACGUUACUAAUUUUGAAAACCCAGCCUCGUGGACGAUUUAUGGGACGUUUUUAAGAAAAGUUCCCGAAGUGCUUCUUUUGAGGAACCGGUGGAACGGCGGAAACCGCCAGAGAUGGAUAAGCUAACCGAUAGCUGAGUUGUUAGCCGAGAAUCACAGGUCAAGAAUAGGAUCAAGCUAGCAUGCUAACAGCUAGCUAAUCUAGCAUUGUAUCGGCUAACCUAAGUGACUUUGUAACGUCCGAACUUCUGCCGGUUAUUUCUCGGGCCUGGCUGCUAGCGUUACACCGUGAACACUGUGUCAGAGGCCAGCUAACCCAGGAAGAAGACUCGGGUCUGCAUUUUAAAGAAGAAAAGUGUUUUAUAGAGAGGUGGCUGUUCCGUCUUCUCAGCCCAAACCACAAAGCAUGCUGUCCAACGCACAGAACCAGCCACUGUUUCCCAACCCGUCGGGCCAGCAGAACUCCACGGGCCAGUUCCUUCCCUUCCACGUGAGACCCUCCUUACAGAUCAAGAAGAAUGCCAUAACAGACGACUACAAGGUGACCAGCCAGGUGUUGGGGCUGGGCAUCAAUGGCAAGGUGCUGGAAAUCUUCCAGAAGAAGACUGGAGACAAGUAUGCGCUGAAGAUGCUGCAGGAUUGUGCCAAGGCCCGUAGGGAGGUGGAGCUGCACUGGAGGGCUUCUCCCUGUGCCAACAUUGUGCGCAUCAUUGAUGUCUUUGAGAACCUCUAUCAGAGCAAGAAGUGUCUGCUUAUUGUCAUGGAGUGCAUGGAUGGUGGUGAGCUUUUUAGUCGAAUCCAGGACAGAGGAGAUCAGGCCUUCACAGAGAGAGAGGCAUCUGACAUCAUGAAAAGCAUAGGAGAGGCCAUUCAGUUCCUGCAUGCAAUCAACAUUGCACACAGAGACGUCAAGCCAGAGAAUUUACUGUACUCCUCGAAGAGGCCCAAUCCUCUGCUCAAACUCACAGAUUUUGGCUUUGCCAAGGAGACCACUUCACACAACUCUUUAGCUACUCCAUGCUACACACCCUACUAUGUUGCUCCAGAAGUUCUUGGCCCAGAGAAAUAUGACAAGUCAUGUGACAUGUGGUCAUUGGGUGUCAUUAUGUAUAUCCUGUUGUGUGGAUACCCUCCUUUUUAUUCUAACCACGGUCUAGCCAUCUCUCCUGGGAUGAAGAAGAGGAUCAGGAUGGGCCAAUAUGAGUUUCCAAACCCUGAAUGGUCCGACGUAUCGGAGGAAGCAAAACAACUGAUUAGGACCCUCCUCAAGACGGAGCCAACGCAAAGGAUGACCAUCACCGACUUCAUGAAUCAUCCGUGGAUCAAUCAGUCGAUGGAGGUUCCCCAGACUCCACUUCACACCAGCCGAGUGCUAAAGGAGGAGAAGGACGCAUGGGAGGAUGUCAAGGAGGAAAUGACCAGUGCCUUGGCAACAAUGAGAGUCGACUACGAGCAAAUCAAGAUCAAGACCAUCGAGGAAUCGAGCAAUCCACUGCUAACGAAAAGGAGGAAGAAAGCCAGCCACCCCACGCCGGACCCCCAGUCUUCUGCCCACUGAGAGUUGCACACACGCAUGCACAUACAGACACAGGUUGUAAAAAGGAAGCAAUAAUUUUGUCGACACGCGAGUCGCGUUGCAUGGGUUUUCUCAGCGUUUUAUUUUUCAUGGCGAAUGCUAAUGUUUCGUAGGAGUGUUUGUUUUUAUUACUCAACCAUUUUAACAAAACCCACCGCUCUGCUCUGGCAGAGAGGACGUUUGAUCUGUGUUUGUACACCAGUGAAGAGAUUAUGAAUUCUAGAAAAGGAGAGCAGUGGGAAUCGGUGAGAUCUCCCUCCUCUCCUUUCCCUAAUAUCAGGUUGUGUACUCAGAGGGGCUUGAAUGUUGGAAAAGGACAUGAAGCCUUAGCGUUAGCAGUAGUUCUAUCUUCAACCCGCCGCCCCUUUCUAGCUCUAGCCCCAAACCCGUGAAUGUUAAAUCAAAUGGCUAAAUCCCAAAAAUAAAAGCAAGGGAAGUUUUCUUUUACGUACGUGCAAAGUAAGCGGAUGUAUUUUGAACUGACGAGUGGAAUGUAAGGACUCUGUCCCUGAUUUAGCUGGUAAAGUGGGAGUGUCUGUCAGGUUCAGUUUGUCUUAGUGAAUGUCGAACAGAGGCCUAUGCACUCACAAGGGCCAUGUGCCAUUCUGACAGAGCACCUCUCUGGUGGCCCCUCUCUCCUACCUUCAUCUACGCUUGUGUUUCAGGUACAUAGUUUAAAGGGCAGAGAAGGACGCAGAAACUGGCUCCACCUUUCUCCCGCAUGUAGCUCAAAGGAGAGUAGGAGCCAACCGAUACUGUAUUUUUUCAUGGAUUUUAUGAACAUAUUAGCAUAGGCCUUACCGAGUGUUGCUAAAGCAGCAAAUGACUUUUAACCCCUACCAUUUGGUUCAGGGGUUUACCAAUGUUAUGCUUCCCAAUUUGUAACAUUGCCAGAUUAUAUUUCAAAUGAAUGCUAUGCAGAUGUUUGUCAGCUUGAAGUACUGCGAGGACCUUUCCCCUUUAGUGUUGAUUUCUGUUUGCAAAUGUGUUGGAGAGAUGUCGUUGAUGUGUUUUUAUGGAAGCAGUAGCAUACUCUGUAGGGAAUACAUGGUUCAGACAGACUGGGCCAUCUCUGAAAAGAUCACGUAGUUACUGUUGGUUUGCACCAGUUCAGCUGUCGGGAGGCUCAGUGGGACUCAUUUGUUCUCCCACAUUUCUCCUCCACACUUCCUGGAGGAUUGACAGGAAGUAGAACGUACUCCACAGCUGCUCCUCGUCUCUGAGCAGAAACUCUGACAACGCCACCAGCAAGCUGUCGUCACACUCGGACAGGAUGUGUCUGUCGGCUUCUCUCCGAUGUUCUUUUUAACGCAAUAGGACGCUUCCAACUCACAUGGGCUGAUGGGAAAUGAUUGUUUCAUUUUUGUCAGUUUCGUCCACUUCACUUUGUAAAAUCACAUCCACUUUACAUGUCACAUGGCACCUACACAUUUCUCACUGUAAAAAUGUUCAUUGAAUGUUUUUGACAAUGUUCCUCCAGUUUGUUUUUGUUUCUUUUCGUCCCCCUCAACGCCUUUUUUUUUUUUUUUUUUUUUUUUUUGUAGUGGAAGCACAGAAUUGUCCCAUUGAGUCUGUUAAGCUCCACCUGCCGUACUUUUGUCUGCUUCAGCUUUGGAUUAAAAAAAGACACAAACACAAA